AUGGCGAAGCAAAUUCAAGCCUUCUUGCUCAUUUGCUUGAUCCUGAUAAUAGCCGUAGCCGUGGCCGUGGUUGAUGGCACUACUGCCCAAGGCGGCCCAGAAGAAUCAGUUGAUGAGUGGUUCCAUAAGCUGGGCAGGGCAAAAGAGAAGGUGACAAAACUUCAUUUUUACUUCCACGACACGGUUGGUGGCAAGAGCCCAACGGCAGUAAGGGUGGCCAGUGCCAACACAACUUUCACGUCAUCGCUGACAUAUUUCGGCCUGGUUGUGAUGUUCGAUGACCCAUUGACGGCCGGUCCUGAGAUUACUUCAACGGUGUUGGGUAAAGCCCAAGGCUUUUAUGCCUCCACUGACCAAAACGAACUCGGACUGGCCAUGUACGUGAAUUACCACUUCACGACCGGAGAGCAUAAGGGAAGCACUCUGACCCUCGUCGGAAGAAAUGCCGUCGACCAGAAAACUAGGGAAAUGUCCAUCGUUGGGGGUACUGGUGUUUUCCGGUUGGCACGGGGAAUUGCCACUGCAAAAACUUAUUUUCAAAAUUCUGCCAACUUUGAUGCUAUUGUUGAGUACAACCUUGUGGUUGUACAUUAUUGA
Molecule: messenger RNA, 597 nt
Organism: Coffea eugenioides
Lineage: Eukaryota; Viridiplantae; Streptophyta; Magnoliopsida; Gentianales; Rubiaceae
Product: dirigent protein 22-like
Exons: 1
Coding region: 1-597 (198 amino acids)
Source: RefSeq, a predicted model, not a curated record